GCUCCAUCCUCGCCUCCUCCUCCUCCUCCUCCUCCUCCUCUUCUCCAAACACCCAUGGCGGCGUCGGCGUCGGCGGCGACGGUGGCGGCGGUGGUGCACCGGAUCCAGCUCGCGCUCCUCGACGGCGCCGCGCGAUCGGAGGGCCACCUCCUCGCCGCGGGCGCACUCCUCUCCCGCGCCGACUACGAGGACGUCGUCAUCGAGCGCACCAUCGCGGGCCUCUGCGGCCACCCCCUGUGCCCUAACCCCCUCCCCUCCGAUCGCCCCCGCCGCGGCCGCUUCCGCGUCGCGCUUCGCGAGCACCGCGUCUACGACCUCGAGGAGACCUACAAGUACUGCUCCCAGCGUUGCGUCGUCGCGAGCCGCGCGUUCUCCGCCGCGCUCGCCCCCGAGCGCUCCGCCGAUCUCAGCCCCUCCAGAGUCGAGAAGGUCUUGGCGCUCUUCGCCGACGCUGUGGAGGAGAAGGACCAAGCCGCGGGCUUGGGGAAGGAGGGGGAUUUAGGGUUUUCCAAAUUGACGAUUACGGAGAAGGAUGAUGCCGGGGGUGGUGAUGUGUCACUUGAUGAGUGGAUCGGCCCGUCGAACGCUAUUGAGGGUUACGUUCCUCAGUACGACAGUAAGAAAGGGUUAAAAGCUAAAGCUAAUGCCGAAGAGAAGGGGGUGAAGAAGGCUGAGAAAUCUAUAGGUAGUGAAGUGGGUUUUACGACUACGGGAUUUGUGGGAGAUGAGGUUGAUGGGGUUUCUUCCUGGUCAAUUCGAACGCAAGAUAUAUCAGAAGGGAUAGCUAAGAAAUUGGAAGAUAUGGCUCUCGAAGAGAAGAAGAUAAAGAAGCAGAAAACAACUAAAUCUUCAUCAAAAUCCUCCAAGCCUAAGCAAACUAAAAAGGCGAGCGGAAGCAAGAGUAGCGAAGUGGAUUUUACAAGUGUUAUCAUUGUCGGGAAUGAGACUUCAACAAAGACCCCUAAUUUCGGUCAAAUUGAUGCAAAACAACUAGACGUGAGGAGUGCUGUAAUCGCUGGAAACCAGACUUCUGUAACAUCUUCAAAAGCUCCCUUAAUCGGUUCACAAUAUCACGAAGAGUUGGGAAAUGGGAUUGACUCGAGGGAGAAGAAGAUACCUGCAUUGAGGUCUUCUUUGAAGACUAAAGGGUCCAAGAAUAGAAGGAAUUCAGUCAAAUGGGCUGAUGAGGUAACAACUGCAUCUGGGAUGGAAAGAAAGGGUGCCCAUGAAGGUAGUACAAACUCUCAUGUAUCGUCUGAGGGAGAUGACGGCGCUUCCUUAAGGCUUGCAUCAGCUGAGGCUUGCGCAGCUGCCCUGACUUGGGCCGCAGAAGCUGUUACUUCAGGAACAUCUGAAGUAGAAGAUGCAGUUUCGGAAGCUGGGAUUGUUCUCUUGCCUCAGCCACAACAUGUUGACGGGAGGGGUGGUGAAGAAGGUGAAGAUAACUUUGAAUUUGAUAGAGGAGUUGUGAAGUGGCCUAAGAAAACUGUUAUUCUAGACACUGAUAUGUUUGAAGUUGAGGAUUCUUGGCAUGACACGCCGCCAGAGGGAUUCAGUUUAACUUUAUCCUCAUUUGCAACAUUGUGGAUGGCACUCUUUGGAUGGAUAACAUGCUCUUCUUUGGCCUACAUAUAUGGGUGUGAUGAGAGUGCUGAGGAGGACUUUUUGAUGGUCAAUGGGAGGGAGUACCCCCGUAAGAUAGUACUAAAGGAUGAUCGCUCAUCUGAAAUUAGACAGACGAUAGAUGGUUGUGUCUCUCGUGCCUUGUUGGGGCUCGUAAUGAGUCUCAGGCUGCCGGUGCCGGUUUCAACUUUGGAGAAAAAUUUGGGGCUCUUGCUUGAUACAAUGUCAUUUGUCAAGGCAUUACCUUCCUUCAAAACAAGGCAAUGGCAAGUUAUUGUACUUCUCUUUCUCGAUGCCCUCUCUGCACACAGACUUCCUGCUCUUGCUCCACAUAUGACUAACAAGAAUAUGCUGCUACAUAAGGUUCUAAAUGCGGCUCAAGUAAGCGGAGAGGAGUACGACUCCAUGAGAGAUCUCCUCCUCCCUAUGGGGAGGUCUCCUGAUUUGUCAUAGGGAGGUCUCCUGAUUUGUCUAUGUUGAGUGCUGUGUAGCGGCUACAUAAUGGACUAUACUUAACUAGGUGCUUUAGAUUUUUUUUUUUUUUUUUGGGUCACAUGUAAAUGGUAGAUGUAUUUGUGGAUAACUUGCUGGAAUUCCUUCAUUUCCACUGUUUCAUUGGGUAUUGUAAUCUAGUGACAAAAAGCUAUUAAUCCUCGUGAAAGGCCAGGUUUGUUGCCCAGUUAUAGUGAUUUUGUGGAGUUUUGUUAGUA
This is a messenger RNA of Ananas comosus (pineapple), 2333 nucleotides long. Its product is annotated as putative RNA polymerase II subunit B1 CTD phosphatase RPAP2 homolog. The transcript is spliced from 6 exons. The record is from RefSeq and is a predicted model, not a curated record. Lineage: Eukaryota; Viridiplantae; Streptophyta; Magnoliopsida; Poales; Bromeliaceae. Gene Ontology annotation, molecular function: RNA polymerase core enzyme binding; RNA polymerase II CTD heptapeptide repeat phosphatase activity. Bases 55 to 2076 code for a protein of 673 amino acids. Gene Ontology annotation, cellular component: cytoplasm; nucleus.